CUCAUCCUUGACCGGAGUCGAAAUUGGCUUUCUGCUGCAUAUUGCAGACAAACACCGGGCUAAUGAAAUAAUUAUUGCACCAGCGAACAUGAACUUUGAGAUGUGAGGACUCCUUCAUGUCAUCCUCGGUGGGGCUCAGCAUGGCGCAGGAGGAGGACAAACGCAGCCUGGAGGCGAAAUUUGUUGCUGCAGUUAAAGUGAUCCAGAGUUUGCCUGAAGAAGGUCCUUUCCAGCCAUCUGAUGACAUGAUGCUGAUGUUCUACAGUUACUUCAAGCAGGCAACUCAGGGGCCCUGCAACAUCCCCAGACCAAACGGCUUCUGGGACACUCGUGGGAAGGCUAAAUGGGAUGCAUGGAGCUCUUUAGGAAACAUGACAAAGGAGGAAGCCAUGAAGAAUUAUAUUGAGGACAUCCAGCUGAUUUUGGAGACUAUUCCCAUCUCAGAUGAAGUGUCCGACCUGGUACAGGAGCUUGGCAACUUCUACACAGAGGUAGACGGAAGAGGAGAAGACUCUGAAGACAAUGAGGUGGACAGGAGACCAUUCACCAGACCCUUUGCAGGUCAUUCAGAUGAGCUGCUCAAACAGCUUCAUCAACCAACAAUGGAAGGCUAUGGGGAUCUGUGGGAUGAUAUACAGAACCUCCAAGAAAAUGACAGCAGUGCUCAUGGCGUAAGUGUCAGUAGCAAGGAGGCAGAGGGAAGCAGAGAAAAUAGUGAAGUGGAGAUAAAUGAGGAAAGUAGUGAUUGGAGGAAAAGUGAGGAAGAGGAGAAUGGGGAUGAAGAAGACAAUACAGACGAUGAAGACAUGGAGGAAGAGGAGGACAAAGACUGGAGGCCUGACCCAAGGCUGCUGAUGGUGGAGAAGAGGUGGAGGUCUGACACCAGGGGGUCCAGCAGCAGCAUGGAGCCCAGCAUGUCCUCCUUCACCAACGGGACACACAGCUCCCUCAACAGCGAGGUGGAGGAGGAGGAGCUGGCCUGCUCCGUAGAGCCCAGUGUGCAGUGUAACUCCUAUAUGCACUUUAAUGGACACCUGAGUGGUCAUAGUGAUGUUCCCGAGAAGAACCAUCGAUCCACAGACUCAGACAAUGAGGAAUUCUGUGACUCCAUGGAGCAUCUGGCUAUGGAAGAGGGACUGUCUACAUCAAAAAUACUGUCCCCUGGGUCAGGAGCAGCCUCAGUGAGGCAAAGGGAUCUUUGGUUUGAGAGCAACACUACCCUGAAUGGAGGAGAGGAUCAAGUACUCAUAGGAGAUUCCUACCUUAAAGAAGGGAUUAGUGCAAGCCAGCACAACAGCUCCUUGUCAAGACGAGGGAGGGGUUCACUGUCGCCAAGGGCUACCUGCAGCUCUCAGCGGUGUGUCAGCGUAGAUGCUGCCUGCUGUUGUGUGUCACAGAAUCGACAUCCUGGCAGCGUUGCCAGGGGAAACGUCAAUGAGCAAAUAGCUACAGCUCUGCUGAGGCUGCAGCAUGACAUGGCCACGGUUUUGCACAGGCUGCACGCUCUGGAGGCACUAACGGUGUCACAGUCAAGAGCAUCUUCACCAAAGCAGGAGGACUCCCUACCUGUAGCACAAAAGUUUCUGAGACCGUCUUGGUGGCCUUUUGACUUCUCUCCACUCACAGCGGUGUUGACUGCACUCUGGCCUCUGAUUGCUCAUUGGCUCGUCCAGCUUUACUUACAGCGGAGGAGAAGGAAAUUCCCCUGAACUGUCAGAUGUCAGCAUCAAUCAAAGAACACAAACCUGGAAGGAAAUUGUUGCACUUUUGUUGCUUUGUGGCUUUUUCAAGCCGCCACCACAGACGGAGAAUAAUGAGGCACCAGUAGAAAUGGAAAGGAGACCUUAGAUAAACGGACUGGAGUGCAAUGGCUGACUCUACAAUAUAGUGUAGCAUUUUAACUUCACAGAUACUUUAUAGGUGUUUUAAUGAAGGGAAGAUUUGUGCAUUAUAAAUGCUGGCACAUUUUCUUUGUUACAGUGAGUUUAGCAUUAGGCGGUGAUCUUAUUUAUGACAUGUCUCAGAUCACCAGGAACUUAAUAUACACAUAACUCUAAUUCAUCAUCAUACAGUGGCUGUGGAUCAUAAAGCAAUGCCCCAUUGUCAUUGCUAGUUAUUUUAUUUAUUGUACAUUUCAUUGUUUGUUUAGCUUUCUCUUAAUGUUUUUGUUGAAGUUUUUUUUUCAGAUAACUAAGAACUUUUAUAUUUAUUGUUGGAAAUAUAGAAAUAUUUUAGCUGCAUUUCUCUUUAGACCAAAUAGACAUGGUGACCAAUAUUGUUAUUUAUGUGUAAACGUAUAUAUUUAUUUUAUGGCUUCAGUGCAAUUAAGUGAAAGGUUGCACAUUUACAGAAGGUGAGAUACAGAGGAUGAGGACAAUCCAUAUAUUCAUUCUUGUUAGCUGUACAGUGAAAAAGAAGAAUUCUCUGUUAAAGCAAGGGUGUGGU
This is a messenger RNA of Epinephelus fuscoguttatus (brown-marbled grouper), 2445 nucleotides long. RefSeq names its product acyl-CoA-binding domain-containing protein 5A-like. The record is from RefSeq and is a predicted model, not a curated record. Lineage: Eukaryota; Metazoa; Chordata; Actinopteri; Perciformes; Serranidae. The transcript has 14 exons. Gene Ontology annotation, biological process: fatty acid metabolic process; autophagy of peroxisome. The coding region runs from base 117 to 1709 and encodes 530 amino acids. Gene Ontology annotation, cellular component: peroxisome. Gene Ontology annotation, molecular function: fatty-acyl-CoA binding.